AGCCACACGCCCAGAAGGUGUGGCUAGUUGUGGUGAAUCUACAAAGAUGAACGUUGAGCAUGAGGUAGAGCUUUUGGUUGGUGAAAUAAAGCGGCUAGGGACACAGAAUGCUGAUGGACAGUACGUUGUUACCUUUGGGACCUUGUUUGCUGAUGACAAAUGUGCUAAUCUGUUCGAGGCUUUGGUUGGUACCCUGAAAGCUGCCAAGAGGAAGAAGAUUGUGAAAUAUGACGCGGAAAUACUUCUUCAAGGAGUACAUGAUGGAGUCGAAAUCACUUUGCUUAAGGAAUAACUGUUUCUUUUAUUGUAAUAUUAGUGGCUUUUUAGUUGAUUUUAGUUGAUUUUUUAGAUUUUUCUUGAUUUUAAACUCUAUAAA
Molecule: messenger RNA, 376 nt
Organism: Amphimedon queenslandica
Lineage: Eukaryota; Metazoa; Porifera; Demospongiae; Haplosclerida; Niphatidae
Product: costars family protein ABRACL-like
Exons: 1
Coding region: 47-292 (81 amino acids)
Biological process (GO): regulation of actin filament-based process
Source: RefSeq, a predicted model, not a curated record